This is a messenger RNA of Fibroporia radiculosa, 1059 nucleotides long. RefSeq lists its product as uncharacterized. The record is from RefSeq and is a predicted model, not a curated record. Lineage: Eukaryota; Fungi; Basidiomycota; Agaricomycetes; Polyporales; Fibroporiaceae. The coding region runs from base 1 to 1059 and encodes 352 amino acids. The transcript is spliced from 4 exons.
AUGUCACAGAAACCCACGGAAACCCGUUCUUCAAGCACACAGCCAGGGUCGAGGAAUCCCACCGAACACCACGGGAUACAACGGCGAGAGCCAUCAACGUCGACGUCUAGGAUGAACCAGUGGGAUAGAGAUAAGUUGGAGAGAGACAAGGUCACGGAGUUGCAAAACCAGCUUCAUCACGAAGGCACUUCUCGUAGAAACCUGCUGCGAGAUAAGCAUCUGGCAGAAGAGAGGUUGAUUCGCGAACUUACUGCAGCUCGAGACGAGCUCAGGAAUAAAUCUGCACUCCUUGCCACUAGGACGGCGGAACUACACGAUGCCCAGAAAUUCCUCACAAGGGUUGAUAAUUACGCCGACGCCGAAAUUGUUCGCAUGUUCAGCGGGCUCAAUUCACAUAUCUUUCAGACCGCAGCACAGGUGGCGGACGCUGUGGAGUUUUCUGACGAACGCGGGAGGGGGUAUUACAAGCUUGCGAAUCAGCUCAUAGGGAAAGAGAUGGUCGAGAUCCUGUCCGAAAAGCCACAUCGCGAUGACCCGAUCUGCGUUCAGAUUGCUGGUCGAAAUGUUAUGGUCAUGUUUGCAAGUCGUGUGCUUAAUGUCUGGGACUUCACGCCCGGUUCAAACCACGUUCUUCUCGACCAGGUAUAUAUGCAGAUGAAACGUUCUGAACCAUCUAUGGUGUCGUCUUUGGAGAAGCACCUCAAGGAUGAUGUUGUUAGAGUCUUGGAAGUUGCAGAGGUUUUUCGGCGAAAAAUUCCGAUCUCUUAUCGACACAUGCCUGGCGCUGCGAAAUACUAUUGGGGAAGACGUCGUCUUGGGGAUCUGGAGGCGGAAACAGUCUCACAUGGAGCGCUGUAUGAUUCGAAGAACAUGGUGGACGACCUGGCAGACAAAGACCGUACUGUUGCAAACGCUAGGCACACACCCCGCAUGCUGUGCACUGUUGAAAUGGGAGUGCGACGAGUUGAACAGGUCGAAAGGGGUCAAAAGAAAGAGGAAGAAGUCAUAGUGCUGCUCAAGCCAAAGGUAGUUCUUGAGUCGAUGGUACAAGAGCUGUGA